This is a messenger RNA of Ogataea philodendri, 426 nucleotides long. RefSeq lists its product as uncharacterized. The transcript is spliced from 2 exons. Gene Ontology annotation, biological process: actin filament severing; actin filament depolymerization; cell motility. Lineage: Eukaryota; Fungi; Ascomycota; Pichiomycetes; Pichiales; Pichiaceae. The record is from RefSeq and is a predicted model, not a curated record. Bases 1 to 426 code for a protein of 141 amino acids. Gene Ontology annotation, cellular component: actin cortical patch; cytoplasm; actin cytoskeleton. Gene Ontology annotation, molecular function: actin filament binding.
AUGGUAAGUAUCUCAAUUGCUUCACAACAAAGCCGCGCUUUCAACGACCUCAAGCUCGGCAAGAAGUACAAAUUCAUCAUCUACAAGUUGAACGACGCCAACACCGAAAUUGUUGUCGACUCCACCUCCACCGACGACUCUUACGACUCGUUCUUGGAGAACCUGCCAGAAAACGACUGUAAAUACGCCGUUUACGACUUUGAGUACGAGAUCGGCAAGGGCGAAGGUAAGAGAAACAAGAUUGUCUUUUACCAAUGGGCCCCAGACACCGCCAAGGUCAAGGCCAAGAUGGUGUACGCUGCCUCCAAGGACGCUCUUAGAAGAGCCUUGAACGGUGUUUCCACCGACAUCCAGGGAACAGACUUCAGCGAGGUCGCUUAUGAGAGCGUUCUUGACAAGGUCUCCAGAGCAGCAGGCUCUCAUUAG